UUAGGGGUGCAAGCUACAACUUCGUCAAAAUGCCAACGUAGCCAAUAAACUGCAGUUAACAUUCUUCCCUUGGCACACCCCACGACUGCUUGCCUUUGAUUAGAUCACACCUUUCUUUUUCAUAGCACCUGUACGCGAAUUUUUCUGUUUACGCCAUGGCAGAUGAUGGAGAGACAGCCACCGUUAAGGAGCCCCUAGACCUUAUUCGUCUUAGUCUUGACGAGCGUAUUUAUGUGAAGCUGCGCGGCGAACGUGAACUCCGCGGCAGACUGCAUGCCUACGACCAGCACCUCAACAUGAUCUUGGGGGAGGUGGAGGAAACGCUGACCACUGUGGAGAUCGAUGAUGAAACGUACGAAGAAAUCAUCAAGACGCAAAAGCGGGUCAUUCCCUUCCUGUUCGUGCGCGGCGAUGGAGUCAUCCUGGUGUCGCCGCCUCUUAGAUCCUAGGCUGCCGUCCGCAUCGCGGCUGCGCCGUGCUCCUGUCACCGGCGGCUCCAUCGCUGCCAAUGCGGCCCCCUUAAUAGAUAUGGAAAGGAGCCCUGUGGCGUAAGAUCUUGGCGUAAGGAGCGUUGGGUCCCUGAAGCUCCUGAACAUUGCUGUUAGUGCAGGCAACAUCUGACACGGCGAAACAGCCUUGCCGGGAGUGCAGCUGCUUCAGGCCUUUGCCCGCGGGAGCAGUACUACCCGCACCUGAUGUUGCUGCUACAGGUGGAAGCAGCUGUCGCCAUGGGAACCAUGACCCGCAUCAAUCCGCUUAUUGGCAUGGGCCUGGGAUAUAGCGGGCAACCUAGUCCAAGAAGGCGCCGGCGCAAAGCCUGGCUCGCUUCGGGGUUACUUAAUGGCGCUGGCUCCAUCUAAGGGACGCCGUCCUGCCGUGCUAAUCCAGCUACCGCUGCAGCCAUUUUCUCGGUGCUGCAGCCCGCCGGUACUGCAGGCCGCCGUGUUACGCCCAGGCGCGAAAGCGACCUCUGCAGAUCGACAUCUUGGCCGGGGCGCCUGAGGCUAGUAAUGCCGUGGGAAAGGGAAUGUGGGAGCGGGGUUUCCAAGCUGUGGCUCAAGUAGCCCUAGGAUGCCGCGGGCGUGACCUGCACUCCCCAGGGAGACCGUCCGGUGAGCGAGGCCCGGUGCUCUGAUUGUAGUUUCGGGUACUUGAACGGACAAGCACGCAACGACAUCGUGGCUAUGAAACCACGCCGCGGUGGUGUACACGUCCAGUAGGCCAAGACCUAGCCUUAGUGUGGCAGCGUUGAG
Volvox carteri f. nagariensis is the source of this 1253-nucleotide messenger RNA. RefSeq lists its product as uncharacterized. Gene Ontology annotation, cellular component: Lsm1-7-Pat1 complex; catalytic step 2 spliceosome; precatalytic spliceosome. Gene Ontology annotation, biological process: mRNA splicing, via spliceosome; P-body assembly. Bases 156 to 449 code for a protein of 97 amino acids. Gene Ontology annotation, molecular function: RNA binding. The record is from RefSeq and is a predicted model, not a curated record. The transcript has 3 exons. Lineage: Eukaryota; Viridiplantae; Chlorophyta; Chlorophyceae; Chlamydomonadales; Volvocaceae.